GCCCGCCAGAGGGCAAUGCGGCGGGGGAGACGGGGCAGGCCCCACCUCCUUUGUCCGCCCUGCCCUCCCAUUGGCCGGAGCGGGGGACCGGGGGCGGAGCCCGGCUCGGAGGCAGACACCCGUCCCGGGGCUGACUCCAGCCCCAGCGCGGAGCCGGGCUGCUCCCGCUGGGGGAAGGCGGCACGCGCGCGGCGGGGCCGGUGCGCAGGGCAGCAGGCGAACUCCAGCUGCCAGCCCCCGGCCCGCCGGUGUCAUGGACGGCCUGCGCCAGCGUUUCGAGCGCUUUCUGGAACAGAGGAACUUGGUCACCGAUGCGCUAGGGGCGCUGGAAGCCAAGACCGGGGUCGAGAAGCGGUACCUGGCAGCAGGAGCCAUCACUCUGCUAAGCCUUUAUCUUCUCUUUGGCUACGGGGCUUCCCUACUGUGCAAUGUCAUCGGAUUUGUAUACCCCGCCUAUGCUUCCAUCAAAGCAAUCGAAAGCCCGAGCAAAGAAGACGACACCAUGUGGCUCACUUACUGGGUCGUGUACGCCCUGUUCGGGCUUGUCGAGUUUUUCAGCGAUCUACUCCUGUUCUGGUUCCCUUUCUACUACGUGGGCAAGUGCGCCUUCCUGUUGUUCUGCAUGACACCCGGGCCCUGGAACGGGGCCCUCAUGCUGUAUCACCGCGUAGUGCGACCACUGUUUCUAAAGCAUCACAUGGCCGUGGACAGCGUCGUGAGCAACCUCAGCGGGCGAGCCUUGGACGCAGCAGCGGGAAUAACCAGGGACGUCAAGGCCGGCCUGACCCCACUGCAGAAGGACAAGUGAAGACAUCCCCAGGCUCAUCCCAGGACCUCCCGACCGCCCCCCACCAAGGCCCCCCGUGAGCCAGGGGACACCACCCCGAAGACCAGCAGACAGCAUGAGAAGCAGAGCUCUAAGAAGCCUACCUACAGUUCAUCUGUGCCUGAGUUGGUCCCCUGCCACUCAGAGACCUCUCUGGAAUACAUCUCGGAGUCC
Molecule: messenger RNA, 1000 nt
Organism: Nycticebus coucang (slow loris)
Lineage: Eukaryota; Metazoa; Chordata; Mammalia; Primates; Lorisidae
Gene: REEP6
Product: receptor accessory protein 6
Exons: 6
Coding region: 16-867 (283 amino acids)
Source: RefSeq, a predicted model, not a curated record